CUGUCAACCAAUACCAGCACCUGCUACCCCCACCACACUGCACUACACCACACACUCAACAACCCACUAGCCAUCAUGUCGCACCCCACCACUCCCCUUCCUUACGACGCCGACAUCAAGGCUGUCCCCAAGACCUCUGGUCCCAUCAACCUCCUCGUCCACAUCACUGCCAAGCCCGGCAAGGAAGCAGAGGUCAAGAAGUACCUUCAGGGCGUCCGCGACUAUGCCAACUCUGACAAGGAGCCAGGCACACUCGUCUACAACAUCUCCCAGUCCAACGCUGGCCCCGAGACUUACAUCGUCUACGAAAUCUACAAGGAUGAAGCUGCCUUCCACCACCACACCGAUGGAGCCACCUUCAAGGAGCUCUUCUCCAAGGCUGGCGAGCUCGUAGAGGUCUUCCACAGCCGAUGGUACACUGAGUUCUAAGCGUCUUGAUGGACACUUAGUGGCCCGAGGAAGAGCUGUCCUCUUCACCCUGUCCCUACCCUCCACACCCAUACCAAAAGUCCAUCAACCUUAAAAGUCUCCAAUUCCUUGUCUUCAGUACCCAGUUCAGGUAUUCCCCCUCCCUCCCUGGUCACGCACCAAUGUCGUCAGUAGUAUCGGACUCAAGAAACAGAUUGAAGUCAAAUGAAAUCGGCCGGCUGUAACGCGAGC
This is a messenger RNA of Microstroma glucosiphilum, 660 nucleotides long. RefSeq lists its product as hypothetical. Lineage: Eukaryota; Fungi; Basidiomycota; Exobasidiomycetes; Microstromatales; Microstromataceae. The coding region runs from base 76 to 429 and encodes 117 amino acids. The transcript is spliced from 4 exons. The record is from RefSeq and is a predicted model, not a curated record.